GCUCUCUCUCUCUAGUAAACACAUUCCCCCUGACUCACUGCUCUCACAGAAAGGAGAAGGUCGACGUUAGAAACCAGAAGUACGCAGCAGAAGACAGAACUUGUAAAGAAGGAUACAUUCAAUAACUUUUAAUCAGAAGAAAACAAGGUGAUGGCCGUGUCCGUCUCCAGGGAUCUAACCGUUCAGGUGCUGGAAGAUGUGAAUACUGUGAAGCUGACUGACCGACAACAGGCACUGCGAGCUGCUAUCCAAAGAGGAGAACCGAAAUGUCUGGGGGUGAGUCAGGUGAUGCUGGGGUUGAUGGUCAUGUCCUACUCCAUUCCUCUUCACUUCACCGAGUUCACUGAGGUGGUCACUCUGGGGGUUCCUUGGUGGAGCGGCCUGAUGUUCGUCACAGCGGGAGUCGUCGCUAUCGUCUUGGACAAAAACUGCACCAUGAAGUUUCUGCAGCUGUGUUUGAUGGUGACUGUGGUGUCCGUUGUGCUGUCAGUGGUGGCUGUGAUCAUCUAUUCCGUGGACAUGGACAAGCAUCCUGAGGUGCCUUGUGUCAAGACGAUACAUGACGGCUGCAACGACGAACACUACGCCACGAGGCUAAGCAGGGGUUUGAAGUCGUCUCUCCUUCUCUUCACUCUGGCCCAGACAGCCAUCUCUGCCAUCCUUAGCUUCCUACUCUUCCGACAGAGACGCAGCUUCGGGCAGUAUGCUUCUCUCACUUCAGCUGGUCCUCCGACCCCCACAGCUCUGAUACCCCCCGACUUCAACUGACCAACCAUUGGACCAGCGGUCGCCGUGGAGACAGAUCCCCCCUCGUUAGGAUGAUCAGCUGUGUUCUGUAAUUAAUCCACGUCUGGAGUUGUAUCUGUUUACUUGUAUCUUAAUCACCGUCCUGUCUGGCAUGUUGACACCAGAUUGUUUCAUCAAGGCCUGAAUAUUAGAAUAUUCAGUCAAAUGGUUCAAACCUCGAUCUAAUGAACAAGUCACCUGUAAUAAAUAUAACAGUAAAUAAUGGCACAAAUAGAACCUCCUGAAUAGUUUUACACAAAUGUACUGAAUGUGACACAAUAAACGUGGUUUGUUUUCUGGGUGGUACAGGGUUUAAACCGGGAGUGUCAAAUUCAUUCUAGUCCAGGUUCCACAUCCAGUCCAGUCUGAUCUGCAGUGGACGGGCCAGUUUUACUAUAUGAUCAAAACGACAAAAGUCAGAUUAAAAAAAGACAAAAAAAACAACAAAAAGAAGACAAAAUAUUGUGAAAAUGAGAUACAGAACAUCAAAAAAUGCAACAAACGACCCAAAAUAUAAAAAAGACACAAAAAAUUAGACAAACAAGUAACAAAAAAAUGGAUAAACGACAAAAACGAGACAAAAACACACAAAAUGGCGUGCGAAACAAUGAAUAAAGCAAAACAUAAAAUGACAAAAUAAGACAAAAAACAAGCGAGACAAAAAGAAAACACAAAACGACAAAAACAUGAGACGAAAGUCAGACAAAAAGCAACAAAAAUGAGACAAAAUAUUACAAAAAAUAGACAAAAUGACAAAAACAAGACACAAAACAAUAAAAAAAUCUGAAAAAUGAUACGAAAAAAAUAAAAAAGUGACAAAAAUUUGACAAAAAAGUCACAGUGACAAAAAAAUGGACACAAACUAGACAAAAAAUGACAAAAAAAGAAAAAAUAUUACAAAAACGAGACACAAAACGACAAAAGAACAAUGAACAAUCUAGUAUUUUACUUUAGGAUCAAAACAACUUGUCAUGGUCUAGAAAUUAUUUUAAAUUUAUAGUUAUUACAAAUUCUAAAUUUAUUAUUAUGAGUUAUUAUAGUCAUAGCAGUCACAGUGGUUCAACUAUAACUCGACAUCUUGGUUAACAUGUAAGAAAAAAAGAUUUUUGCGUCUCAUAAUUCGGAAAAUCAUGAGAAAAGAAAAAAGUUGUUCAAAGAUCCUGAUUUUGUUUUUUGUUGAUCAUGUGAAAUGGCCAGGCAAGCAGUAAAAUAUAGUUUCCUCUAUUGCAUAAGCAAGAAACUGCAUCGUUUCUAAGGAAGAGGCUUUAGUUUCAGAGGAAGAUGCACUGUCAGCAGAGAUUCUGCACAAACCCUGAACCAGAGGUCUCCAACAUGAGGCCCGCGGGACAAAAGCGGUCCUCCAGAGGGUUCAAUCCGGCCCUCAAAGUGUAAAAAUUCCAGAGAAGACAUUAACUGCAGAUUGUAAAUUAGUUAAACUAUAAAUUUAAAGUCAUUUCUAGACCAUGACAAGUUGUUUUGACCAGAGGGUAAAAUACUAGAUUGUUCAUUGUUGUUUUGUCAUUUUGUGUCUCAUUUUUGUCUUGUUUUUGUUGUUUUUUGUCUGAUUUUCGUCUCAUGUUUUUGUCGUUUUGUUUCCCGUUUUUGUCAUUUUGUGUUUCUUUUCUGUCUCACUUGUGUUUUUUGUCUUAUUUUUGUCAUUUUGUGUUUUGCUUGAUUCGUUGUUUUGUGUGGAAUUUUUGUUGUUUUGUUUAUUAGCUCGUUUUUGUUCUUUGUCCUUUUUUUGUCGCUUUGUAACUUUUUUGUCGAAUUUUUUGUCUCUUUUUUGUUUUGUUUCGUAUCGUUUGUCAAUUUUUUGUCCUUUUGUGUCUUGUUUUUGUCAUUUUGUGUCUUCUUUUUGUAGUGUUUUGUUGUUUUUUGUCUGACUUUCGUCUCAUGUUUUUGUCAUUUUGUUUCUGGUUUUUGUCGUUUUGUGUUUCCUUUUCGUCUCGCUUGUGGUUUUUGUCUUAUUUUUGUCAUUUUGUCUUUUGCUUUAGUCGUUGGUUUGUGUGCUGUUUUUGUCGUGUUUUUUCUCUUUUUGUGGUUUGUUCAUUUUUUUGUCGCUUUGUGUCUCAUUUUCGCAAUAUUUUGUCGUUUUUGUUGUUGUUUUGUGUUUUUUAUCUGGCUUUUGUCUUUUUGAUCAUAUAGUAAAACUGGUCUGGUCCACUGGAGAUCAGACUGGGCUGAAUGUGGAACCUGAACUAGAAUGACUUGGACACCCCUGAUCUAAAACCUCUCAUUUUUCUUAAUUUGCAGAUGGUUUCAUGAUCUAGAGCAGUAUCAGGUGCACUAUAUUAUAUUAUAUUAUAUUAUUUUAUAUGUCCAUAUCGUACUAUUAAAGAUAUAUUCAUCCAUUCUGUACUAACUCUGACUGCACACUGUUGUUUGUUUUAUACAAAAUAAAAUCAUACAUAGGUAA
Molecule: messenger RNA, 3202 nt
Organism: Amphiprion ocellaris (clown anemonefish)
Lineage: Eukaryota; Metazoa; Chordata; Actinopteri; Pomacentridae
Exons: 7
Coding region: 151-768 (205 amino acids)
Cellular component (GO): membrane
Source: RefSeq, a predicted model, not a curated record